This is a messenger RNA of Echinops telfairi (small Madagascar hedgehog), 1412 nucleotides long. RefSeq names its product kynurenine aminotransferase 1 (gene KYAT1). Gene Ontology annotation, biological process: biosynthetic process. NCBI's taxonomy places the organism in Eukaryota, Metazoa, Chordata, Mammalia, Afrosoricida, Tenrecidae. The record is from RefSeq and is a predicted model, not a curated record. Gene Ontology annotation, cellular component: cytoplasm; mitochondrion. The transcript is spliced from 10 exons. Bases 18 to 992 code for a protein of 324 amino acids. Gene Ontology annotation, molecular function: L-kynurenine:2-oxoglutarate transaminase activity; pyridoxal phosphate binding.
CGGUGGCUCUGGGAGGCAUGUUCAGGAAGGUGGCAGCCAUCUUUGCGCCCCUGGUGAGGCCCCUCUGCAGAAGGAAGGCCGGAGCUACCUCGCUCACCCGGUGCUUGCAUCAGACUGGCGCCAUGGCCAAGCAGCUGCAGGCCCGAAGGCUGGAUGGAAUUGACAAGAACCCCUGGGUGGAGCUCACCAAAUUGGCCAGUGACUAUGGGACUGUGAACCUGGGCCAGGGCUUCCCUGACUUCGCGCCCCCAGACUUCGCCGUGGAAGCUUUCCAGCGUGCCCUGAGUGAGGACUACAUGCUCAACCAGUACACCAAGGCCUUUGUGAGUCCCCCAGCCCUCGCAGCUCUCUGCACACAGGCUAGGAGGACCCUGACAGGCCACAUCUGGAGCAGCGUCUCCCAAACCAGCCUCCCUGGCAUGUGGCACCGCACCCUGACCAUUGGCAGCGCUGGCAAGACAUUUAGUGCCACCGGCUGGAAGGUGGGCUGGGUCCUGGGGCCAGAGCAUCUCGUGAAACACCUCCACACAGUGCACCAGAACUCUGUCUAUCACUGCGCCACACAGGCCCAGGCUGCAGUGGCCUUGAGUUUGGAGCGGGAGCAGCAGCACUUUGGCCAGCCCAGCAGCUACUUUGUGCAGCUACCGGAGGCCACGCAGCACAAACGGGAUCACAUGAUCCGCAGCCUGCAGUCCGUGGGCAUGAGGCCCAUCAUCCCCCAGGGCAGCUACUUCCUCAUCGCAGACAUCUCUGACUUCAAGAGCAAAAUGCCCAACUUGCCUGGUGCCACCGACGAGGCCUACGACAGCCGCUUCGUGAAGUGGAUGUGCAGGAACAAGGGCUUGGCGGCCAUCCCGGUCUCUAUCUUCUACAGCGGGCCACACCAGAAGCUCUUUGACCACUAUGUCCGCUUCUGCUUUAUAAAGGAUGAAGCCACGCUCCAGGCCAUGGACGAGAAGCUGCAGAAAUGGAAGGCUGAGCUCACACCCUGAACUUGGACCCUCGUCCCUGUCCCAUCCUGUUCCUACCUCCUGUGUGGAGAACCAUCUCUACACAGGUUUUAGCCAUCCCCUGGUGGGAGUAACGGUACUGGAGCGCCCCUUCUCUGUGCCCUAGAAUGUUAUCAGAGAAGAGCCCCCCCCACCCCCCACCGCCAGCUUCUUGGAGGACCUGGGCCUCUCCCCACCCCUCCCUCGGCCGGGUAGUAGAUAGGGCCUCCCUUGACUCGGCUACGACUCAGAGGGCAGGGCCCGCAACAUAUUUGGCCUCAAGUCUCAACCCUGAACUAGCCCCCUCCAAAGCUCAGGCUACCCCUGCCUCCCCUCGUCGAACCUGGACUUGAGAAACUGCCUUCAGACAUGAAUCCUCCUGCCAGCACCUUUUAUGCACAAUAAACGUUCAAGUUACUCAAA